Messenger RNA from Hyposmocoma kahamanoa, 1716 nucleotides. RefSeq lists its product as uncharacterized. Lineage: Eukaryota; Metazoa; Arthropoda; Insecta; Lepidoptera; Cosmopterigidae. The transcript is spliced from 3 exons. The record is from RefSeq and is a predicted model, not a curated record. The coding region runs from base 19 to 984 and encodes 321 amino acids.
GCGUUGUCCCGCGGCAAGAUGCGACAAUUUAUUGUUCCUGUACUGUUGCUCGCAGCAGUGGCACUCUCGUCAAGCAAUGUACUUCCAAUGAUGUCCACAAACCAGCUGGAGUCUGAAAUCGCCGUAGAAGGCCAACAAAAUGACAAUAUAUUUAGUAGUAGGUUCAACCCUAGAGACAUUGCGAACAAAGAAUUUUACACUACACCCGUUCGUGUACCACAACGUAACACAUUUUUGAGACAAAUAGAAAAGUUUAACAAAAACAAUCUUCGAGCAGAGGAGAUUAUUAACAACGUCGUGAAUGAUGAGGAUUAUUACGAUGGUGAAGGAUUUCGGAAAAAGCAAUGGCAUAAUUACCCGAGACAAUUAGACCGGCUUCAAAAGUUUCUAUUCUCAUCGCACAAAACUGAUAAAAGAACUCCUGAGACCGACGAUCUGGACAAUCCUGAAGGCAAUGACUCAACGGCAUCUAGUGAUAGAAUUGAUGAUAUAUCAACCAACGAAUAUUUUCUUCAUAGUGACGGAAGGCACAACAUUUACGACGCAGUAGUAGCUGCUACUAGCCCCUUGUUAAUUCUUAAAAUUCAUUUAGCGUGUUUCAAUAAGGGAAUUAAGCAUUCGUUAACUACAGAGGAUGAAUUCCAAGUUGAACCUAAGUUUGUAAGCGAAAACAACAUUGAUGAGGAGAAUAAAUUCUCGAAUAAAAUAAACCUCGGAACGAAGGUAAAACGAGAGGACGACUUGUCGUUGGUUACUGGUAAUUCAGAUAACGUACCAAGUUCAAAAAAAACCAAGCGUCUAUUCUCCCUAUGGAGUAGGCUUCAGACGCUGUCACACAAAGGUCACGAACUCCCACACCGACGGCACCUAGCGUUCUACGGCUUCCCAGAUGAAGAGUCCGGAGGCAGCACCGGUACGCUCAGCUCUCCACAGACCAGGGCUACCUUCGUACGUCCUCCAGGGUCGCCUUUACGCUGGGGAUAAUUCACACCUUUAAAUCGUGGAGUCCUCAUUACACGUCCAGUUUUCUAUUUGUUUAUGGUGUUAUUGCAUACUGAGUUCUAGUUAAAUUUAACUUUUAAGGAACAUUCACUGCUAGUAGAGUUUUCUAUAAAACUGUAUCAAGAGCUUAUUGUUUAGUUUUCUCGCGAUUUGUUUGAUUAUUCCUACUACUCUAUAUUACGUUAUUCGAACGUUAUGUGUAUUUGAACAAGCAAUAACUUUUUUCAAUUUUCAUUAAUUUAAUAGCCGGACUCCACCAUCUAUACGCCCCAAAAGAAACCUCGCUUGUUUUAUUUCAAAUUAUGAAAAUUAAUAAUUAAAAUUAAAAUAGAAAACGCAUAACAAAACUGAAAAGUACAAUAAAAAGACCAAAUCGUCUCUGUUAGAUCAUAGUAGAUAUUUAUUUACGACACAGAUUUGUAUUGACUGUUUGUAUUAUUAAACAAAAUAUUAUAACGGUAGAAUCGACUAUCUAUGUAUAAUAAUAAUAAGUAUUAACGGAUGCUACGUAAUGUAAAUUUUAACUGAAAUGUGCUUAAUUGAGGCUUUGUCCUCUCUAAGAGGACACAUGCUUUAAUCCUUCACUUCCAAAUCGUACCUAUGAAUAUCUAUUGUGUCUGUAACUUUCACGAAAUAAAUAUUUUAUGAACUUUCAUAGUGGUAAUAAAAUAAUUACGUACUCAAUAUAUCUGUAAAUAAAUACAGUGUAUAUCA